AUGCCAGCCAGAGUUAGCGGAAUCCAGGCCACUGCCUCCCCUCCCCAACUCCGAUUCCAGAAUCAGGUUCCUGAGCCCAAGCUAAUUAACCAGACCCAGCGAGCCGGGGUGGGAAGCAUCGCCUUCGUGGAGGAGGGUGCCUUCCAGAACCUCUCGGGCCUCCUGGCGCUGCACCUCAAUGGCAACCGCCUCACCAUGCUCUCCUGGGCCGCCUUCCAGCCCGGCUUCUUCCUGGGCCACUUCUUCCUCUUCCGCAACCCGUGGCGCUGUGACUGCCACCUGGAGUGGCUGCGGGACUGGAUAGAGGUCUCUGGUGGCGUCGCCGACGUGCCAUGCGCCUCCCCACCCUCUGUGGCCGGCCUGGACCUCAGCCAAGUGGUCUUCGAGCGCUCCUCUGAUGGCCUGUGCUUGGACCCCAUGGAGUUGGACCUCUUGGCGUCUAGUCUGGGCCCGUCCCCGGAGCCGGUGGCUACCACCGUGAGCAGAUUCGCCAGCCUCCUCUCCAAGCUGCUGGCCCCGAGGGUACCGGUGGAGGAGGGGACCAACUCUACGGCCGGCCUGGCCAACGCCUCGUGGACCUACACCCUUUCCUCCUGUGGGGUUGGAAACUUGGGCCACAAGGGCACAUUUCUCUUUGCCUCUUGUCUUUUGCUAGGUGUGGCCCAGCAUGUGACAUGUGGCCUGUGGAGAAACUGACCCUUGCCAUUCCAGGGCUGCCCAAAGUGCUUUGGCCAAAGGGGGAAAGUUGGGUUUAGGGAGCAGGAUGAGGGCCACUUGGGAAAAUUCUAGUGGAGGAAGAGUUUGCCUCCACAGAUGGCCCUAGG
This is a messenger RNA of Fukomys damarensis (Damara mole-rat), 824 nucleotides long. RefSeq names its product nyctalopin (gene Nyx). The coding region runs from base 1 to 696 and encodes 231 amino acids. NCBI's taxonomy places the organism in Eukaryota, Metazoa, Chordata, Mammalia, Rodentia, Bathyergidae. Gene Ontology annotation, cellular component: plasma membrane. The transcript has 2 exons. The record is from RefSeq and is a predicted model, not a curated record.